Messenger RNA from Culex pipiens pallens (northern house mosquito), 1887 nucleotides. RefSeq lists its product as uncharacterized. The transcript is spliced from 4 exons. Bases 306 to 1754 code for a protein of 482 amino acids. Lineage: Eukaryota; Metazoa; Arthropoda; Insecta; Diptera; Culicidae. The record is from RefSeq and is a predicted model, not a curated record.
AAAAUUAGUGCAACUAACAAAAUUUACAUUUUCUUUGGUUGUGUUGGAAAGGUGUCCCGAAUAAAUAGAUCUAAAUCCGCAUGAUCUGGUUGUUGGGAUCUAGCAAGCUGUGGAGUUGGACCGAUCGUAGUUAACUUAAUUAGUAAAGACAAUUGAAUAAAACGUUCUGUACUUGAACUUCUUAUAAACCAGUCGCCUAGUUAUUUCGCUCUCCGACAGGUUAUGGGCCUGCACCUGUAACCAGGCGACGAAACAAACAUCAAGAAGUUUUUUCACGAAGAAAAUUUUAAAGACCCCCACUGAAGAUGGACCGGAUUGAAGUGGUGAAGCUAAAUGGAACCAACUACUGCAGCUGGAAACGGAAGGUGGAGUUCCUGCUCAUCCGGGACGAUUUGUGGCGGUACGUAGUCGGAACGAAGCCGGUUCCAUGGCGAGCGGCUGUCGGUUCCGGAUCGAAUGGUGCUGCUGGCGCGGACCAAGUCGUGCUCAACGCGGCGGAGAUUGAAGCUUGGGACAACGGUGACCAGAGGGCGCGGGCCACGAUCGGGCUACUGAUGGAGGACACCCAGUCUCUCAUCAAGAAUGCGACGACGGCCAAACUCUGCUGGAACGCCCUGAAGGACCACUUUGAGACGUCUAAGGUGGCUCUGCUGAAGCGAUUGUGCGGGAUGCAGUACUCGGAACUGUUGCGACGGAGCGCGUCCGAAGCAGCCCCCUGUUCAACGUCAUUGGCCUUUGUUUGUGUUGCUUUGUCAGGUGCCCGUGCUGUCGCUUGGCAAGAAUCAGAAGUUGAAAACAAACUGAAGCAAGCGGGAGCACGGGCGCAGCUGGGAACGAGAAUCCGUUCCAGCUGUGAAAAGACACCGAAGUUAGAGGACAUCCAGCAGCAUGUCCAGCAGAUGGAAGUAAUAUUUGAGAGGCUGGCGAUGGCUGGUCAAGAGCUGGACGAGGACCUGUGCGUGGCAAUGAUUUUGCGGAGCUGCCAAGCGAGGUCAGACGAGGAAUUGACUCUGAAACAGGUGGACGAAGUGGCCAAAAGUGGAACUCGCGGAGCCGGCGAAUCUGUCCUCAAGGUUGACCACCAGAAGCGUAAAAAGGUGCUGAUCUGCUACUUUUGCAAGAAGCCGGGCCCUAAGGAGAAGUUUUGUCGAGCUAAAAACGCGGUGAAGGUGGACGAAAAGACCCGGGAGAUGCUGGAGCAGCCCAAGCUGGUCAAGUUCCUGAAGAUGGGAAUGCUCUUGCCCAAGAAGCGUCUUCAGGCUAGUUCGGCCAAGGCGGCGUCGGCCAAGAUUGAAUUCGGCGCAGCUAAUAGUGCCGGGAAUGUGGACAGGGGAAUGAAAACACCGGCGAAGGUUGCGCCGGUUCCGGCUCCUGUGGCCGGCCCCAGCGUGAGCGAAAUGUCCAUGGACCAGAUCAAAGCGAAGCUUAGCCGGAGCGCGGAUUUGGCUGAAGACUUCGCUGAACAAGCUGCAGAGUGGGUUCGACAAGCUCAGGACGACAAGGACAAGAUGGAGAAUGUACGGCUGGAGACCAGGAAAAGCCGGUUCCGCCGAGCCCGGGGACGGCGUCACGCCGAAGCGCCUGGCCACGUUGAUGAGCCCCAUCAAGCCGCCCUCGAAAGUUACCCCGGUGACGACCAGCCCGACCAAGGUCCCGGCCUACCAGCGGUUCCAAACGCUGGCGGAUUCGGGCCGUCCGGCGCUGCAGCUGUUGUACAAGUACCGCUAUCUGGGCGAGCUGUUCAAGUGAAUUGACACCGUCUGCGCCAUGUUCCACAACCGGAAGAAGCAGAUCACUUUCCGGAAGCUGAAGCCGGCGGUUCAGCGGAUGGCGCGGAAGAACUUUUACGAGAACCGUUUGGCGCAGAAUAAUACCGACGACACGACA